This is a messenger RNA of Chlamydomonas reinhardtii, 5885 nucleotides long. RefSeq lists its product as uncharacterized. NCBI's taxonomy places the organism in Eukaryota, Viridiplantae, Chlorophyta, Chlorophyceae, Chlamydomonadales, Chlamydomonadaceae. The transcript has 4 exons. The coding region runs from base 140 to 5290 and encodes 1716 amino acids. Gene Ontology annotation, biological process: chaperone-mediated protein complex assembly. The record is from RefSeq and is a predicted model, not a curated record.
GGUCUUAACCUGCCGUGACUUCGCUUUGCAAGUGCCAUUACAAGAGUGCGAGACUUGACAUACUAUGUGCGCAUUUUGCAGCCGGCGGGAUGCGUUACAGUAGCUUGGAUGUGCCGCUUUGGCCUUUGCAAUGCACGAAAUGCACUCGAAAUUUGCGGUCGCCAGGAACCUGCAGGCAGCGUGCGCGGUCGCAAGGUCCUUCUUGGGUCCAGGCAAGGCCCUAAAAUGCAUUAUCGACGAGUCUUCCGAGUCGCGCAACAUCCUGGCCGGCACCAUCCAGGCCUACCUGCUGGCCGCGGACGGCGACCCCACAGCCAGCACGCUCCUGCUUGAGGCGCUCGAGUCCCAGACCGGAGGCCCCGGCGCGACCGCCGCCUCCGCGCCCGGCAGCGGGGCCACGUGGCUGGCGGCCGUGUGCGGGCUGCUGCUGGGGGGCCUGCUGGAGGCGGUGGAGGGGCAGGGCGUGCCGUACGAGGCGGCCCGGCAGGGGCUGCUGGCGGCAACGGCCGAGUGCUGUCAGGUUAUUCGCAGCUGCGCCGUGGAGAUCCCAUUGCUGGUGGGGGAGCUCUGGGCAGAGGGAGGAGCAGGGCUCGGGGCAGAGGGAGGCGCAGGAGAAGCGGGAGCAGGAGGCGGGCAGGACCAGGGGGUGGGGGCAGCAACCCAUGAAGCAGGCGGCGGCAGCGGCAGUGCGCAGGUGCGGCAAGGCGCGGGCGGUGUUGGAGCGCCCUACCUGGCGGCUGUGGCCGCGCGCAUUCACCCGCCGGCCUCAUGGGCACAGCGGCGCAGUAGCCUGGCGCGGGAGCUGCAGCAGCACCUGCCGCCGCCACUGCAGCAGCAGCAGCAGCUGCUGCUGCAGCAGCAGCUGCUGCGGGAGCAGCUGCAGGAGCAGGCUCAACGUGCUGCUGUGCCCGCAUGGGGCGUGCAAGCCCGUACCGCAGCCGGCGGCACGGCCUGGCAUGGUGGCGGCGGGCUGCCACCGCAGCUGCUGGGCACACCCAGCCCCAGCACGGACCCAGCACCCACACCAGCCGGCGCUGGUCGACCUGCGCUCGCUCCUCCGGGCGCUCCGCCGGGCACCUGCCCCAGCCCCAGUGGCAGGCAGCUGCCGCGCCGGCCGACGCAAUGCCCUGCGCACCUGCAGGGGGCGCCGCAGGACACACAGCCGCCGGCGACACAGCAGCCGUCACGGGCAUGGCUACAACCUAGCGGGGCCCGCCCCCAGGCGGCGCCGGCUGUAGCAGCCACCCUUCGCAGCCGUGCCGGGCGGGCGCCGGUGCCGCAAGGCGGCCCAGUGUCGCACCCACACCAGGAGGCUGUGUGCGGGCAAGUGAAGGAGGAGGAGGAGCAACUGGAUGAUGGGCAAGAGGAUGACGAGUUUGGCUGGUUUGACAGCUUUAUGGGCGCGGCUGCGAAUGAGGCAGCUGGCUGUGCGGGGGGCGCUGCAGCGGAGCAGCAGGCACCAAUGGAUGCGGGGGAGGUCCCGCUGCAGCACCAGGGGCACGGGCAGGGGCAGGGGCAGCAGGCCGUGUUUGGGUCAUUGCUCGCAGAGUCAGGCAGCAGCAGUAGCAGUGACAGCAGCAGUAGCAGUGAGGGCGGCACGGAUGGCGGUCGCGGCAGCACACGGUGCCGCUGUGACCCAGACCCCGCGCUGGCGGCGCUGCUGCAGCUCGCGCGGGCGGGCCGCGGCGACACGCCCACUGCCGCCGCCGCCACCACUACCGCCCCUCCGGACACAGCGCUUGCGCACCAAAAUGGGCGGCGCGGCACAGUAGCCCACCAGAACGCAGCCGCCGCCACCGCAUACGCCGCUACCACAUUCGACGACGACGACGGCAUUGACACCGAGAACGGGGACGUUGUGAACGAGGGUGAGGACGGUGAUGAGGAGGCGCGGCUGCAGGCGCUGGAGGAGGAGGUAUCCUGGUUCUUUGGCGCCCGGGAGCUGGACGCGGCGCGGGCGGCACGAGCAGAGCGGCGGUCGCUGGCGGCGCUGCGGCGCGGAGGCCUCGGGCCCCUGGGCUCCGCCGCAGGCGCGGCCGCGGCGGCGGCAGGGCGGGGGACCGGGCUAGGUGCCAGGCCGCCGGGGGGCGGGCGUGACGUGCGGGGCAGGGCGGGCAACGACCAGGACGUCCCGGCGUUUGUUGCCGCCGGCUUUGGCGGCCCGGUGCUGGCGGAUGGCGGCGCAGUGACGACGGCGGCGGCGGCGGUAGUGGCGGCGGCGGCGGCGGCCGCGCACCGGCCACAGCGGCAGCUGCUGCUGCCGCGGUCCGGCCCUGAGCGGCAGUCGCUGCGCCAGUCGCGGCCAGACCCCGACUUUGGUGAUGAUGGUCCGGAUGACGAGUUCGACGUCUGGCCUGCACAGCCCCCCGCUAGGUCGCAUCAGGCCGGGCGGCAGCCUGCGGCCGCUCAGAGCUCGCCUGCCAUGUCGGCAGCACCAGCCGGACCGGCUGAGAGAGGCCCCGCGCCUCCUGCUUCCGACGGAACCACAGCGGCCGCCGCCGGCUCCGCAUGGCUGGCUCCGUCUCCGUCGCCGGCCUUAUGUGGCCGCGCUGCAGUUCCACAUGCGCUACAUGGCAUCAUGGAGGAAGCGCGGCUUCAGGUGGAUACGGAGGCGGCGGCGGAGGUAGAGGUAGAUGGGGAGAUGGCGGCACAGGCGGAGGCGCUGGCGGCGCAGCUGGUCUGCACCGCAGCCGCCGGCCUGGCACACGGGCGACCGCGCGAGAUGCAGCUGGCCGCCGCUGCCGUGCUGGUGCUGCUGCAGCCGCUCCUGCGCCACCGCUGCCACCACCACUACCACCACCAGCAGCAACAGCAACAGCUGCAGGGAAAGCGCCAGCCGCCCUCGCUCGCGCAGGUGGCUGGCUGGGUACAGGCCGCCGCCGCCGACCUGAGCUUUGAGCGCUGCGUGUUGCCGCUGGAGCUGGCGGGCAGGUGGGGCGCGGCCACAGGCGCCGCGCUGAACGCCACAGCCCCGAGGGCGGCGGGGCUUGAGGCGGGCGAUUGGGAUGACGGGAUGGGGUACGGCAGCGGUGCCGACGGGGUGGCGGUGCGUGGCGUGUGUGUGCCGCUGGCUUCACUUAGUGAGGCCCAGGCAGCGCUGGCAGUCAGCUUCCUGGACGGCCUGGCGCGUGCAGCAACAGCAGCACCAGCUGUAGCAGCAGCAGCAGCAGCAGCCUCGGCGGCGGCGCAGGGAAGCAGCGGCGGUGCUGGCGGCGGCGGUGGCGGAAGUGGUGGCAGCUGUGGCUGUGGCAGUAGUGGCAGUGGCGGGGCCGGCGGUGCGCUGCUGACGGCGGUGUUCUUCCUGGGCUCGCUGCAGCCCGAGCCGCCGCCCGCCGCCGCCACAGGGCCGCACACCACCACCACCACCACCACCAUACUGCCCACCACCACCACCACCAUACUGCCCGCCACCACCACCACCGUACUGCCCACCACCACCACCACCAUACUGCCCACCACCACAGCCGCCACCGGCGCCGCAUCAACAUCCGCAACAGCAGCUGCAACAACACCCGCUGCUUCAAGCCGCCAGCCGGCCCUCUGGCCGGAACAUGAGACCGGCGACUGCAGUAGCACUGGUGGCAGCAGUAGCAGCUUCUGCCGCUUCCGGGACGCGGAGCAGGACCCUGACCCCGAGGUGGCCUUCGCGGCCCGGCUGCUGCUGCGGCUGCAGCCCCUAGGCGUGCAGCUGCUGCUGGCUUCCGGCCACGUGCCCGACCGUGUGUCUUCGGCCGUGCAGCAGCUCAGCGGCGGGCGAGUGCUGGUGCUGGGCGGCGCGGGCGUGCGCGCCGUGCGCGCCGCGGCCGCCUGCGCUGCCGCGGCCGCCCGCGCUACGGCCGCCGCUACUGCUGCCGUAACACCCCUCCCUGCGGGCUCAGCAACAGCAGCAGUAGCACCAGCAGCAGUAGCACCAGCAGCACCAGCAGUGAGCAGGCUGAGUGGGGUGCCUGCCUCCAGUCUGCAGCUGCUGGCGCGAGGGCGCAAUGCGGUGCCGGGGGUGCGGGCGGCGCUGCUGGAGGGCGGCCUGGGGCUGGGGGACUACAGGGCGGCGGCGGGGCGGGGCCCGGCGGCGGCGGCUGCGCGUGGCGGCGGCGGCAGCGUGGGGCAUAUGGCGCCGGGCCUGCUGCUACAGCUUGUGAUGGAGGGAGUGGGGCCGGCUGCCGCCGCACCGCUCCGAGGAAGUGCGCGUGGACCCGGGGCGGCAGCGGUUGUGGCUGCGCCGCCGCCGCCGCCGCCCGGUCCCGGCUGGGUGACUGUGCUGCUGGCGCACCCACUGCCCAUGCAGCUGGAGGCCUCGGCGGCGGCAUUCAGGGUGUGCUUCUGCAGGCUGGUGGCGGCGCUGCGCUGCGGCCGGGUGCUGCCCGGCGGCGGCGCCUGGGAGGUGGCGGCGGCAGAGCAGCUGGAGCUGAGGGCGCGGGCCCUGGAGCGCGACAUUGCGGCAGCGCAGGAGCGGCAGGAGCGACAGCAGGAGCGGCCGGCGCGGCGGCAGGAAUGGCAGCAGCGCCGGCAGGAGCGGCAGCAGCGUCGGUGGCAAGGUAUGGGCACUGCGCAGGCGCGGGAGCUGCAGUUGGGGACAAGGGCCGGGGGCAAGGUAGGAGAGGCUCCGGCGCACCCAGAGCAGCAGUACGGCGUGCAGGAGAAGGAGGAGCAGGAGGGGGAGGCAGAGGUGGAGGAGGAGGACAAGGAGGAGGAAGAGGAGGAGGCGGUGGGGCUGUACCGGCCGCUGUGCUACCGGCUCCUGGCGGCCGUGCUCCGCGACGCUGUGGGAUGCCUGCUGCAGAACAGUGGCAGCGGAGGCGGCGGUGCAGGAGGAGGCGGCGGAGGUGGCGGCACAGGCCCCGGCGCCGCCACAGCGCUGGUGACGGCCUGCGGUCGGGCGGUGAGCUGCGGCGACCUGGGCGCAUUGCGGCGGCUGGCGGUGGCGGCUGAGCCGGAGGCAACGCCUGGCGGCGGCGGUUGCGAAGCGGGGAGAGAUGCCAGGGGAGGCUGGGGCUUGGGGCUGGAAGGAGGGGACGGCGGCGGCGAGUGGCGCCAGCUGCCGGCUUCGCUGCUCAAGUUGAUGACGCUGUGGGCAGGUGGCUCAGGCGGCGUGGGGAACGCGGACGGCGGGAGUGGCGGGAGUGGCGGGAUUGAGGGGCCCCGAGGUGGCAGCGGCGGCAGUGCCGGGUGUUGCGCGGCGCUGCCGCCAGCGGUGUGGGAUGAGUUGGCGUCUCGGGAGGUGGGACUGAAAAGUGCGUGCCGGCUGGCGCUGCUGGCGAGCUGCGUAGAUGCUGUAAUAGUGAACCGGUAAGGUGGGAAUCUUUAUCAUAGUUAUUGGGUUUUUGGGUUGAGCCCCCCGAGCGAAGCGAUCCGGGGGGGGCGAAGCCCCCCAGGAUUGCCCCUGUCGCCGUAGCUCUGACGCUCUGUCGUAGACUGUGGAGGGGCUCAGCCCCUUUUCCCGUGACCGGGGAACACUUGUCAUAAGGCGCUGUGGCUGCUGGGGCGGCCUCGGGCCGCAGGGCAGGGAGAGUAAGCGGGCCAGGUAGCUCGAGGCCGCUGGGAGGGGGAUGAGGCAUCGGCAACGGAUCCGGGACCAACCAAGGCACCGAACACGCGUGGGAAGUGGAGUGAUGGACCUAGCGCUUUAACGAAGUGCUUGCGAGUGAAUGCGAAUGCAAGACGCCGUCGCGAGCUCCAGGCUAGCAAUAAACAUCACGAAAGAAGUUAGUGUCAGCGGCAAUGCGGUUACUUCUUACCUUCGAGACGAGCGCUUACAGGGAUGGCAGCACGUUGGUUGCGCGGGGAGCUGGGGAGUAGUCGCGGCGUGGGUACGUGCGGACGUGCCACCGCGACACGGUGAUGCAUGGUUUCACCCAGGAGCAUGUGGCAUGUAAAAAAAUGACGAG